UUAAUCAUGCCUCCCUGUCUGUGUGCGAGCGCAGGCGGCCUGACAAUGAUUUCCUCAGUGAUUACGCACAGAGCGAGUCCCUGCGGGCCGGGGGCCCCCUCCGGAGCCGUCCUCGUGGCUUUGGGGGCCUCGCUUCCAUUUCCCAUUAUUAUGUGGAGGACCGGAGCGGCGGCGCAGUGCAGGACCUUGCAGACCCAGAGAGCAAGCUAGGACGGCGUGUCGAGGGUGUCCCUGAGGCGGACCUGAGGAGAGGACAACUCCCUGUGGAGGACGAGGAAGACGGCGAGGAGGAGGAGGCAUCGCAUAGCUGCCCAGGCUGCCAGCAGGUGUUUGAGUCGCCAAGCGACCUCGCCGAGCACAGGACCGGCCAGUGCCAGCAGACAGAUGGUCCUGAUGUAGACGAUGACCCGUCUUGCUCCUGGCCUGCAUCUUCACCUUCUAGCAAAGACCAGGCAUCCCCAGAUCACGAAGACGAAGGAGUUGACUUUGGAGAAGAAGAGGGUGGCUUGGGACUGCCGUACCCCUGCCAGUUCUGUGACAAGUCCUUUAGCCGCUUGGGCUUCUUGAAGCAGCACGAGCAAGGCCACGGUGACCGUCUGCCCUUUCGCUGCACCUUCUGCAGCCGCCUCUUCAAGCACAAGCGUAGCCGUGACCGACACGUCAAGCUGCACACAGGUGACCGCAAGUUCCACUGCCGUGACUGUGGUGCUGCCUUCUCCCGCAGUGACCACCUCAAGAUCCACAUGAAGACGCACGCCUCCAGCAAGCCGCACAAGUGUGCCCUGUGUCGGCGUGCCUUCCAGUCCUCCAGUUCGCUACACAGCCACAUGCAGGUCCAUGAGCGGGCUAAAGAUGGUGGACAAGGCCUGUCUGGCGCUGAUGACUGGAAGCUGAAGGAGACCCAGAAGUGUGGGCGGUGUGAGGAAGGGUUUGACGCACCGGAGGAGCUGCAGAAGCAUAUCACAGAAUGCCACCCUGAGAACUCUCCUGCCCCUGAAAGGGGUGCCUUGUCUUGCAUCUAUUGUAAGGAGCUCUUUGGCGAUGAGAGUGCUCUCCUAGGCCAUAUCGAGCAGGCUCACAGCCGGGACAAGAAGGGUCACACGUGCACCAUCUGUGCUGAGCAGUUCAGUACUGUGGAAGACCUUUAUAGUCACAUGGAUGUCCAUCAGCAGCCAGAAUCCAGCAACCAUAGCAACAGCCCAUCCCUGCUCACGGCAGGCUAUACCUCAGUGUCCAGUACCACACCGGACUCAAACCUCUCUGUUGACAGCUCCACUGUGGUAGAUGUGGUGCCAUCCCUGCCAAAAACCCGACGGAGGAAGCGAGGCGCCCAGCAUGCCGCCAGCACAGGCAGGCUAUCCUCCAAACAAGCCAAGGUCACGUACAGCUGUGUCCAUUGCAACAAGCAGGUGUUCUCUAGCCUGGCCGUUCUACAGAUACACCUGAAGACUAUGCACCUGGACAAACCUGAACAGGCGCAUACUUGUCAGUAUUGUCUAGAAGUUCUGCCCUCCCUGUACAACUUAAACGAGCACCUGAAGCAAACCCAUGACACGCCAGACCAUAGUGUUCUCCUGGGUAACCUGCCUGCCGCUGCCCUGCAGUGCAACUUCUGUCCCGAGGUGCUUGGCGAUCUCAAUGGCCUACAAGAGCACAUUCGCUGCUUCCAUGGCUUUCCCAGCCCUGUCGCAAAGGAGAGCAAUGCCUUUUUCUGCCCCCAGUGCUUUAUGGGAUUCCUCACAGAAGCGAGUCUGGAAGAGCAUAUCCGACAAGCGCACUGUGAUGGAGGCAGCUUGCGUUUUGACUCGCCCUUGGCUGGGACCCCCAAGGAUCCAAUAGUUGAGGUGUAUUCCUGUUCUUACUGCACUAACUCACCCAUAUUCAACAGUGUCCUGAAGCUGAACAAGCAUAUCAAAGAAAACCACAAGAACAUUCCCUUAGCACUGAAUUACAUGAAUAAUGGGAAGAAAUCUCACUUGACUCUCAGUCCACUGUCCCCCAUGUCUGUGGAGCAAGCCUCUUUGAAACAGAGUGGCUCCUCUUCUCGGUUAGCAAACGAAUUUAUUUGCAAUCAGUGUGGUGCCAAGUACUCUAGUUUGGACUUGUUUCAGACUCAUCUGAAAAUGCACAUUGACACUAGCCUUCCUGAGCUGAACUGCCCACAGUGCAACAAAGAGUUCCCCAACCAGGAUUCCAUGCUAAAGCACGUGACCAUCCACUUCAUGGUCACUUCCACAUACCAUAUCUGCGAGAGCUGUGAUAAGCAGUUUACCUCAGUAGACGACCUGCAGAAGCACCUGCUUGAGAUGCACACAUUUGUGUUCUUCCGCUGCAGUCUUUGUCAGGAGAUCUUUGACUCCAAGGUGUCUAUCCAGCUACAUCUGGCCAUGAAGCACUGCAACGAGAAGAAAGUCUAUCGAUGCACCUCCUGCAACUGGGAUUUUCGUCAUGAGUUGGAUCUGCAGCGACAUGUCCAGCAUAGCCACCUGGAAAGCCAGGGCAAGGUCCACAAGUGCAUCUUCUGCAGGGAGGCCUUUGGCACAGAGGUAGAACUGCAGUGUCAUAUCACCACCCAUAGCAAGAGGUACAACUGCAUGUUCUGCAGCAAGGCCUUCCAUUCUAUUGGGCCACUGGAGAAGCACCUGCGGGAGAAGCACUGUAUCUUUGAAGCCAAGCCCCAGAACUGUGAUACAAAUGGUGCUGCCCCAGUGUCAGAGUCGGCACAGAAGGAUGACGUAGAAUUGCAAGGCCUAGUGACCAACAGCCACGAGUCCCACAACAGCCAUGACGGAAGUGAGGAGGAUGUUGAUGCUUCUGAGCCUAUGCAUGGGUGUGACAUUUGUGGCGCUGCUUACACCAUGGACUCUCUGCUCACUAACCACCAGCUUCGUGACCACAACAUCCGGCCAGGCGAGAGUGUCAAGAAGAAGGCUGACCUGAUCAAAGGCAGCCACAAGUGCAGCGUUUGCUCCCGGACGUUCUUCUCUGAAGGGGGCCUCCGCGAGCACACACAAACACACCUUGGCCCCGUCAAGCACUACAUGUGCCCCAUCUGUGGGGAGCGCUUCCCAUCCCUUCUUACCCUCACCGAGCAUAAGGUCACCCACAGCAAGAGUCUGGACACGGGAAACUGCCGGAUAUGCAAGAUGCCCUUGCAGAGCGAGGAAGACUUCCUGGAGCACUGCCAGAUGCACCCUGACCUGAGGAACUCCUUAACGGGCUUCCGUUGUGUAGUCUGCAUGCAAACAGUCACAUCCACUUUGGAGCUUAAGAUCCAUGGAACUUUCCAUAUGCAGAAGACUGGCAACCCGGCAACCAACCAGCUACCUGGGCGCACCCAGCACCCCUCUCAAAAGCUCUACAAGUGUGCCUCCUGUCUGAAGGAGUUCCGGUCCAGACAGGACCUGGUAAAGCUGGACACCAGUGGCCUCCCGUACGGGCUGUGCUCAGUGUGCAUGGGUGCUGGUAGCCAGAAUUCCAGCCCUGCACUGAAUGGCCGAAAACAGCAACAGGAUGCUGUGGCGGCAGGCCAGGGAGACGCACUUGGGCCUGGAGAAGGCAGGAGCAAGGCUACCCCCAUCAAGACCAGGUGCUCUAGCUGCAAUGUCAAGUUUGAAUCAGAAGCAGAACUACAGAACCACAUCCUGUGCACCCACAGGGACAUGCCUGCUGAGAACCAGAGCGGACCGGUCCAAACACCGCAGGUGUCACCCAUGCCCAGGGUUAGCCCCUCACAAACUGAAGAGAAGAAGACGUACCAGUGUAUCAAGUGCCAGAUGGUUUUCUACAGCGAAUGGGACAUCCAAGUACAUGUCGCGAACCACAUGCUCGAGGAAGGUCUCAACCACGAGUGCAAGCUCUGCAACCAGACGUUCGACUCGCCGGCCAAGUUGCAAUGCCACUUGAUCGAGCACAGCUUUGAGGGCAUGGGCGGCACCUUCAAAUGCCCCGUCUGCUUCACAGUGUUUGUUCAAGCUAGCAAGCUGCAGCAGCACAUCUUUUCAGCCCAUGGACAGGAGGACAAAAUCUAUGACUGUUCCCAGUGUCCCCAGAAGUUCUUCUUCCAAACUGAGCUACAGUUGGUGGGGAGUAUAAAAGAUCAAAAUCGAGCAGGGAGAGACCUACCAGUACAGAAUCACACAUCAAGUCAACACAGCAGCUGACAUGAUGGACAUCCUGAAGGAGGACAGAAGCGUGGCAAAAAAGAAGAGUAAUGAGAAGAAAAAGAAAUGUGGUACCCUUAAUAUAGCGCUCUUAUUUCUUAUAUGGAAUUUUCCACAACUGCAAGUUGUGGACCAUUACAGAAUAUAUGUAUGGUAAGAAAAGAAAGGAAAAAAAAGACAUGCUGUUAAAUGUAAAGUAAAAGAAGCAGAAAACUGAGCUGUAAUACUCAGGCUGACAUCAUGUAAAUAAAGUACAUUCUGGAGUUGUAAAAUGCAGCCAUGGAGCAGACGGAGUUCGGUGGGUGCGAGUCUAGGAUCCAAAGACUGCGUCGGGCUUCAAAGGGAGGGAUCUUUCCGGUUUUGUUAAUCACCUGCUGACGAAGGAGCGUCUGACUGUCCUGGACUCGCAGGCAUAACUUUCUGCACUGGGGAGAAGAGACGAGAUCAGCAGAGCAGAUCAUUUAGUCUGGUCUGCUAUCGUUUGGACUGCAGGAGGACCGUUGUCUUAUUCAGUGGUGGCGACCCAAUCGGAAGCCAUCUUCGCGUGUCGAAAAUAAGCCGGGCCUAACUCUGCUUUGGUGGCUGUCUGCAGGCCACUGUAUGUUACUGUUUAACAUGUUUAUUAUCUCACCUGGGCCUGGAGAUGAUUUUUGCAUUGGGAAAUAAAUACUGUUUAACUUCAA
Scleropages formosus (Asian bonytongue) is the source of this 4846-nucleotide messenger RNA. Its product is annotated as zinc finger protein 521-like. The transcript is spliced from 8 exons. Bases 744 to 4163 code for a protein of 1139 amino acids. The record is from RefSeq and is a predicted model, not a curated record. NCBI's taxonomy places the organism in Eukaryota, Metazoa, Chordata, Actinopteri, Osteoglossiformes, Osteoglossidae.